AUGCCUUUCCAACUCGACGACGACGUCGGCUCAGACUACGACGAUGAUGAUGACGAUAGUCUAAUAAAAAAUUUGGCGCCUUCAGAGCUCAAGAAGCUGAGGAAUAAACAACGGAAGCAGCGCAGAAAGGCCGAACUUGAACGACAACAAGCUGCUCAAGCUCAAGAAAAACGAGAACAGCAUAAUAAGUCUCGGCAGCAAGCUGAUGCUGAUUUUGAACAACCGACUUUAGAUGAAUUAAUUCCUGAGAAACUUGAACGAGUUGAAGAUCCACUUGAACAAGCCAUCAAGUUCUUACAACCUUUGCAAAACUUGGCUGCUGAUCGUAUUGAGACUCAUUUGAUGGCAUUUGAGAUCUACAUACGCAAAGGUAAAAUUUUAUUAAUGUUACAAUCAAUUAAGCGCGCUCACCGUCUAGAUGCAAACAAUCCAGAGCUGCAUUCAUGCCUGGUACGGUUUCUAAAAUUAACAACAAACCAACAACAACUUGAAGGCCCAGUCGCUGAAGUUAUAAAGCGACAAACCAGUGAAAUAUUUUCUACCACCGACCCAGUUCAAUUCAACGCUGAGUUUUUGAGUAAAAACAAAAAGUCAUUGCCCCACUUAUUCCAAGCUGGACGCAUGAUGUACUUGUUGGAUUCUAGCGCACAGGAAAAAGCUCUUUCGCUUGUCGUUAAUUGCUGUAACGAUGAUAAUGCAUGUAAUACUAAUGGUAAUGAAAGUAAUGGUGGACUAGUAGGUGUAAAUUUGAACAAUUGUGUAAGGAUAUUAGAAGCUCUGCGUAACAAUGAUUUCGGUCCGUGUGACGAGGCAAUAGAUAAAUACACGGCUAAAUGUCACAAACGUUUUCCAUAUGCUGCGGCUUUCAAACCACCGGAGGUAAACAGAGCUGAUGGAUUAAAUGUUAUCAUAAGUAAUCCAAGUGGUAAUACUGCUGUUGUCCAUCCAACAGCUUCGGUAAACAUUAAUCAUCAGGUAUCAUUAUCAUCAGUAGGUAAAGAUAAAUCAGCCACAAUUAAAAAUUGA
This is a messenger RNA of Cotesia congregata, 1026 nucleotides long. Lineage: Eukaryota; Metazoa; Arthropoda; Insecta; Hymenoptera; Braconidae. The record is from the annotation of a GenBank genome assembly.